GCUGUGACUAUACCAAUAAUAUAAUGAAUUCUUUUUUCAAAUAACUUUCAUAUUUAAUUGAUGUUCUAUUUGAUUCCAUGAUCAUCACUGUUAUUCUUGUUAUUAUGAUUACUAAAAAUUAAAACAUGUUAAAGUCAGUCAACUAACAGUGCUGUUAGUUAUUAUAUAGGAAAAUUAGUUAUGAAGUUCCUAUGCGCAUUUACAUACAUGCGUUUAAAAACAAUUGUGAUCUGCGACAUCAAAACAAUGUAAUUCUUCAAUGCUUCAAACGUUGUUAUUCUACAUACGUUGUUCUACGUGAAAUCGCUGAAGACGUUAAAGUAUUACGAUAAAGUUACAAUUUGUUACCAUAGUUUAUAAAAUUUUAAUUGUAUAAAAGAUAUAUCUAUUAAUAUGUUAAACCAACAAUAUCAAGUUUUACAUCCCGACUCGUAUAUUGAACCACUUUUAGUACGUGUUCAAUCAAACAAUAGGCUUGGAGUAUGUAAUGGAAUAAUUGGAACAGAUUCUAUGUCAUCUAGCUGUGGCAAAAAUAAAGGGGACCGUUUUAAAUUGUCUAUUCCUUAUGCCAGACAAACCCUAAUCUGGAAUGUAUUUUUUGACUCACAGUGCCCUGAAAUGGGACCUGAUUUCGUAUUUAAUGAUGAUACUUUCUUAGCAAAUAUGGACAUAGACAUUUUAUCUACUAAAAUACCUAGUCUUGCUAAAUGGAAUCCUAACAAUAAAGAUGCGUUACUAAAUGUUCUUAUGGAACUUCUAGUAUGUUACAAAGAUCAUCAGAUACAAUUGCUUCACAAGCAAGAGGUAUUGAAACGUGAAUAUACUAUGUUAAUGAAAACAGACAUAAGACUGGAAGAUGUCGAAACUCUAUUAUUACCUUUAGGUUCUAAACCAACAGAGGCUAGAUUUCUAAUAAGUUUAUCAGUAGAUCUGUCACAGUUACAAAAUCGUACUUGCGAAUCAGAAAAUGCUGUAGCAAUACUUCAUGUAACAUAUUCUGGAACAAAUUGGGAUCGAAUUAUGACACAACUUUACUUAACAAAACCAUUAGAAGAUGUUCUUGGCAAUACUCAAUUACUGUUACCACAUUUUCCACGUAAUAAAUUUUUAAUGGAUUAUAUAACAGAAGUAAGAAAAUGUAUAUCAGAGAAAAUAAAUGUAUUAGUCCACAGCUUCGAACAGAGAUGUGCCUUCAUGUCAGUUAUGGCUACUAAUCAGUAUCUGAAUUUAUGCGAAUAUGAUGCAGUAAACUUCACUUAUAUGUGUUAUUUAUAUGGCGAAGAUGACUUCUGGUUAUAUAUUCUCAUAACACUUACACUGAAUUUUCCUAAGGAAAAACCUAUAGUUACAUUGCAAUCAGUAUAUCAUAUGAGAGAACAAGGUGUUCCAUAUACAGAACAGAUAUAUUUUCCAUAUUCUUGUAAUUGGAAUCCACUUAAAAUGAUAAAUAGAUUAAUGAAUCAUAUUCACUGCAAAGCCUUAGAGGAAUUUAAGGCCAAUUCAAUUAAAAUAUGUUCUUAGCAAUUUACUUUAAAAUCUGAUUCAUUAAUUAAUACAUUACAAUUUAUCAUAAAUAUUUCUAACAAGAAUAAUAAUUUCACUUGAAUUUUCCUAUUCUUUGCAUGUAUUACUUACUUACGCAAUAUUUUAUGAAUGAACUAAUUCUACAUCAUUUUUUUUUUAUUUUCAAAUGUAUGUACAUAUACGUAUAUAUGUAACAACUCUAACUAUGCAGAAUAAGAUAGUAACACUUGCUACAUGAAAUACCUUUUUUUGAAAUUGUUUGUAGCCGCAUCAAUCACUUAGAUAAGUUAAUUAUCAGCAACUCGGUUACUUGAAUAUUUUGAAAGAUUCAAGAUUGUAUAUAUAUGUAGAGCUCAUCAAAUACAAUAUUUUCAAUAUAAGUUUUUUUUUUAAAAAUCGAUAAAUGACAAGUUAUUUCAGAUGGCGAUUAUUAUUAAUCUGACCACAUAUAUAAAAUUAUAACUCAGUCGUAACUGUAAUUUUUUAAAUAAAGGUUUAUGUUAAAUUAAUGAAAUAUAAA
This is a messenger RNA of Hylaeus anthracinus, 2044 nucleotides long. Its product is annotated as BRISC and BRCA1-A complex member 2-like. Gene Ontology annotation, biological process: double-strand break repair. The record is from RefSeq and is a predicted model, not a curated record. The coding region runs from base 394 to 1521 and encodes 375 amino acids. NCBI's taxonomy places the organism in Eukaryota, Metazoa, Arthropoda, Insecta, Hymenoptera, Colletidae. The transcript is spliced from 4 exons. Gene Ontology annotation, cellular component: BRISC complex; BRCA1-A complex.